This is a messenger RNA of Bicyclus anynana (squinting bush brown), 11049 nucleotides long. RefSeq names its product dual specificity protein phosphatase 22-like. Bases 429 to 1424 code for a protein of 331 amino acids. Gene Ontology annotation, molecular function: protein tyrosine/serine/threonine phosphatase activity. The transcript is spliced from 8 exons. The record is from RefSeq and is a predicted model, not a curated record. Lineage: Eukaryota; Metazoa; Arthropoda; Insecta; Lepidoptera; Nymphalidae. Gene Ontology annotation, cellular component: cytosol. Gene Ontology annotation, biological process: protein dephosphorylation.
GCCCGACAGUCGGCAUCGGCAGUACCGCGCCGCCAGUCGAGAGCGCAGCACGUAUUUUCUGUAACAAUCAAACACGUUUUCCCUACGCCGCGAAAAAUACGAUCGAUAACACAAAUCCGCGUGGAAAACAAAAAACCGUAAAUUUCUAUAAUCGAAUUUGCGUGCGGUCACAACACUAUCAAUCGAUUCAGAAGUGUCGAUUGAGAUAUCGAUACUUCGCGUGAUACCGGCGUCAACAAUGUAGCCAUAGUGACAGAAACUGUUGACGAAUUUGACAGGCAUUCAAGUAAACCGUCGUAAAAAUUGUAAUACGCUAAUCUUACAAUGUUCACUUUGUAAAUAAUGUUAAAAGUUAAAACGUUAUUUUUUGUUAUCGAAGUGCGUUGUUAAAAAACUGUUUUGGUGAUAAAUUUAUUGCGUCUACAAAAAUGGGGAAUGGAAUGAAUAAGGUGUUACCGGGGCUGUACGUAGGCAACUAUAGAGACUCCAAGGACCCUUUACAAUUGGACAAAUACAAAAUAACUCACAUCCUCUCCAUACACGACGCUGCCAGGAGAAUACACGCUGACAAACACUACCUCUGCAUAAUGGCGUCCGACUCGCCCGAUCAGAACUUGACGCAGUAUUUCAGUUUGUGCAACGAUUUCAUACACGCCGCGAGACUGCGAGACGGCAACGUUUUGAUACAUUGUCUGGCGGGCAUGUCUCGGAGCGUGACAGUGGCGGUGGCGUACAUAAUGUCAGUCACGCCUCUGAACUGGCGGGAAGCGCUGAAGGUGGUGCGGGCAGGCCGCGCCGUCGCCAACCCCAACCUUGGCUUCCAGAGGCAGCUGCAGGACUUCGAAACGUACAAGCUUGUUGAGGAAAGGAGACGUCUAAAAGAGCGUUACCCGUCGCUCGCGCUGACUGACAGCGACAUGGCGGAGUGUCGCGUGAUGCUGGACUCGUACCAGACCAUGCUCAACCAGCGGACCAUCUGCGAGGGCAAGUGCGCCAUGGGUCGCCAGUGCCCCACCGGUGUAUGCAGAACUGGAUCGAAGAGGCAACCGAGGCCACGUAGGCCAUCGACCGCGUCCACGGUGGCUGAGCCUGUGGGGGUAGGGGGUGGGGGGUUGAAGAGAUCGCCUUCUACUCUCUCUACCGCCUCCACUACGUCCAACUAUAGACCACGCUCAUCGCCCGCUGGACUGUACAGCUACACUGGAGUUCCAACUCGGCCGACGAGGUCAGCGUCAGGUCUGUCAGUGACGCGCGUGACGGACCCAGUGGGGGGCGGCUCGGGUAUGGCAGUGGGGGGGAGCGAGUACUCCCGCCGGCGAGCUGCCUCCGCCCCCACCACGCCUGCCUUGUCUCCUGCAUCCUCCCCACCUGGCUCUCCUCACAGACCACCACACAGGUCUCGAGCUCUACAACGGUGUUCGUAGCACACGCCGAGCCAGUCUCAACGUCCGCCCGCUCGGCGCUUGUCGCGCUCAACGUCCACCCGCUACACCAUUAGUUGAGUCCCAUUGACUCCGAACAUUGUAAACUUGUGUUCAGAGUAAACAAAUCGCCUUGGCUUGGAGUGAUAGCGGUGAUAAGUCACAGGACAUAGCAUCUGUUUAAGAUUUAAGCUAUACUUCGCGCCACGAAAUGUCCCGAACGCGGCGCUAAAUGGUGCUUAUUGUCAUUUGUGUAAGGCGCUGUCAAUUUUAGUUCAGUUUUAACCGCGGGACUUCUUUCGUGGUGCGGAGUCUAUGACCAAACCAACGCGUCUGCGGUGACGUGACGUACCCGCGGCGAUCCUCCGUGCGAGUUUGUCCAUUCGAUUGCCUAAAAGUAAACUUGAAUUUUAUAGAAUUCUAACAGCGCCAUCUAGUAACGAAUUGUGUUAUCUCUUUUUUUCAAGUUAAUUUUUACGCCAUCUAGUUCUAGCGAGACAAAAUAAAAUUCGCGAGUAGAUUCAGGCGCUGUUUCAAUGCCAUAUUAGUUGUAUUUCACCUUUUCACGAUUCUAAACGUAUAGAAACUCCUACUCACCACUCGGAUAUUGUAAUGUACGAAAUCAGGGACACGAAAACGCUUUGCCAUAAGUUAAUUAAAAUAUAAAAACUUGUAACGAUAUUUUUAAAACUCGACAGUGUGAGUUUCGAACACGUCUCUAACUCUCUUUAACUAAACUUUAGAUGUCUCUCUUUCUAGCACGAUACUAUAGAAUCUAUAGUAAAAAUGUGAAAUUCGAGACUCAAAAACAUCAUCAUAUUAUUAACAGAAUAGCGUUGCUGGUCGCCGAUCGAUCACAGCGACACCGCGAACACGAGCAGUACGCCGUGGUUUGGUCGAUUUAUCUUUACUCUCAUUAUAGCUUAAAGUCCCAUAUGUUACAGACUGUGGCAAGUGAGUGGGCCCAAAAUGGCGGUCAUAAGUGUAGGUAGGUAUAAUUAAAAACAAAAGUGUUAUACAUGCUCUGUGGUAGCCUGGAUUUAAGAUGUCAAAUAACUGAAAAUUUCGUACGCUUUAUUGUAAUGGUAUCAACGUGCUGCUAUGGUUACGCGUACUAAAAUAGCAUGCAAACUAUAUAUACUACAUACGUUUCGGGACAUCGUGCGUUAAGCUGAGCAAUACAAUACUUUAGAUGUCAGCGGUAACGUCAUUUAGAUUGCAUCCGACUAUACCUCUUACCGCACGUCACUAAUGCCCGAAAAUAGGUGUCUACUGAUGUACUGUAACUGUACGCGCUUCUUUCGAACGCAUGCAAAUGUUUUGAUUAGUGUAAACCAAAAAUUAUUUACAUAACGCGGCGUUAUUUAAGCUAUCUAAAUUUCUUACUUGAUUUAUCUUUAGCGCUAUUGUGUAACGAUACUUUUAUAACUAUACAAUGUGAGUAUUAUAAUAGCUCUCUCUCUCUCCCUCUCUCUCUCUCUCUCUCUCUCUCUCUCUCUCUCUCUCUCUCUAAAGUAUCGUGUUAGAAAGAGACGAAAUUAGAGACUCACACUGUCGACUUGUAAAAACAUCGUUCCAAAAAUGUUACUGGUCAAGAGACGACCUAUACAAGUAUAAAGAAUAACUUUAAUAACAAUAACAGUAUUUUGAGUCGGUCCGAUGAAUGCACAAGUCAUAUUUUUUAAUCAACUAAAGAUUCAUAUUUAUUUGCUAUGACUUAAGUGCCACGUAAAAGCCGGUAGCUCCACGCACUUUCGAUCGUUUAUAAUAAAUUGUUUACGAGUUAGGCGCGUCCUUCGCGUCCACAGAGUGAAAGCGAAGGGCUGUGAGCUGUGAGGGACGCAAUAGUGAAUGUAUGUCCAUAAAUCGAGUUACACUUACCUAAUUAUAAGGAUAUGAGCAUUUAUGCACAUUAGCAGCAAUCGUUGUUGCAAAUCAUAAAAAAAGUUUGUAUUCUGAGACUUUGUAUUUAGACAAACAGACUUAAGAGUUUGUUUUCAGAUGGUGUUGCUUGGGGUGACUGUCAUUCGACCAUCACAUUUAUGUGUGAGUGAUCAUUCCAAGAAUGAGUAGCUAACUGACAAGAUCGCGUUUUAUUUACAAAAUAAAGAAAAAAACGUGUGUGUGUGCACACGACUGAAGUAAAACUUCUUUCAAAAAUUAAACACUAAAACGCCAUCUAUGAUCCUCAGGCAUAACUUCAUCGCAACAGGUUCGUGGACAAAAUAGAUUGUUUCAAAGAUCUCUAAGAACGACAACUACUGGUAGAUUAAAAUAACUAACGCUGUUUUAUUAUGCCUGUAGAUGGCAGCACGCAUCGUUGGAUUACAAUUUUCGUAAUGAAUUCACCAGUUUUCACUCCAAGUCAAACGUGCGCAAAGAAGUUUUACUCCAAAAACACAGUGAGAGAUAAUCCUACUCGUAAGCUAAAUGGAUAAACGACAAGUACAUAAGAAUUGUAGUAAUAUUUGUAGGUGUUACAAUUAUUCCGAUGUCAUAGCGAUUUAUGUAAGCGAAUGCUGUGAUAAUUGUUUGAAUAAAAUGAAGCUAUUAAAAAUUUUAAGAUGACUACUAUGCAGGUCCACUACAGAUUGGUAGCGUAAAAGUUUAUAAAUUAAUAAUUAAUAUUAUAAAUGCGUAAGUAAGUUUGCUGAUGAAAAAUACAUAUGUACAAGUAUGAUUCCACAUUUCUGCUCACGUAAAGCCCGCUCUUGGAUAGCUAUAAUACUGCACGAACCUACCAAACCAACGUCCGCAUAUGAUACAUGUCUCUUCUCGAUCGCAUAAAAGUAAACUUGAAUUAAUACGUCAAUGAUAAAUGCCAUCUAGUGUACUAAUGGAUAGUAUUUUGUCAUGCUAUUAGAUGGCGUUAAAGUUCCUAAACAUGAAUUUAAAUGGAAUUGCAUCAUAAAAAAAAUAGAAAUCUCAAUUCGUGAUUAGAUGGGGAAGUUUACUUUUACGCAAUCGAUUAUCGAAUAGACACACUCACGCGUCGCAUUCGACAUACUGAAGUAGAAAUCACUGUCGAAAAGAAAUUACUCGACACGGAAAAUAGAAGAUAAAAGCUUAUAUUUUAUUUAUAAGGUUAACCUGUUACGACUAAAGCGUUUGAGGCUAAAAUAAAAAGUUAUUAAGGAUAUUUGCCGUCUGGCUGGAUCAGACUAUUUCAUAGAAAUAUAAAGUUUUUAUAAUGUCGCAAUAUGUGAGAUGGGUCUAUUUACAAUCACCUACCUAAUCUUACUUUGCUGUUUGUUUUUGACGACUUCUCCUGUUACUUUGUGGCCUUAGGCCAACGACAUAUUUCGUGAAGAGAAAAUAAUUAGUUAUUAUCGACCCAUAAUCGCGGAGUUUAAAUAUCUCUCAUGAAGUAACUUAAGAGAGAGAUGUUUUGAUUAAGCCGCUAUUGGUCGACAUUUUUGUCUUUGUCUCGUCAAGGGAUAGGUAUGUCGUUGGCGCAUACUAGUCUUACUAGAUAGAUAAAAUUUCCAAUGAUUGAAUUCGGGCCAAUUCAAAAAUUUCAAAAUCGCUAGUAUUCCGAUAAUAUGCAAUAUUAUUUAUAUAUAGAAACUAGUCAGUUAUGUUUUUAUUCUUUUACAAACCCUUGACUACAAUCUCACCUAAUGGUUAGUGAUGAUGCAAUCUAAGAUGGAAGCGAGCUAACUUGUUAGGAGUAGAAUGAAAAUACACACCCCUUUUGGUUUCUACACAUCGUAUACCGGAACGCUAAAUCGCUUUACGGUACGUCUUGGCUGGUAUGGUGGUAACUAGCCACGGCCGAAGUCUCCCACCAGCCAGACCUGGACAAAUUAAGAAAACCUCAAUCGGCCCAAUCGGGGAUCGAACGUAGGACCUCCGUCUUGUAAGUCUACCGCGUCCGCCAUGUCGAACCACACAAUAGGUAUGCAUUGGCACUAUUAAUGCGCAGUAGGCCUACAUCAACAAUAGCGCUCUUUCUUAGAGACAAAUUAGAGCGACGUUGCAUUUUGUUGUUAUUUUGUACAAUUUAUUUGUAUGGUGCUUACCCUAGUUGAAAAGCUUGUGCACGCCACUGUCGCUGGUGUCAAUUUAAGACCAUUUACGACAUUCAGGUACACCCUCGGCAUUGCUUGUUUUCGGUCAUCAUGGUCGUUGGUGUAGCUACAUUGGGCGGCAUUAGGUACCACUUACCAUUACCAUUAGAGAAUAUCGCAGUCAAUUGCUAAUAUAAAAAAGUUUAAAACCUAUUUCAAAUUGUUUCUUAGUUACCCACUAGCUACUAAAAAUUCAAAUCAUUCAAAUUUCUCUACUUAUCUCUUCUACACUUACUAAUAUAAAAAAUAAUUAUGUUGUUUAGUAGGUAUAUACUUAUAUGUAUUAUAAAUCGAAAAUAUAUAGUAGAUAUAAACUAAAAGGCCUUCGGUUUUUAAGUUCUACAAGUUUUGUUGAACUUGUGAAAAUACCUAUUUUUAAAUACAUAUAUCUAUUACCACUACAGUAGCGAAGGAUUUAAUUUUGACGAAGGCAAGCCGCUGAAGGUAAAGAAAAGGAAAUUCAUGCCGCUUGAUACAAACUCCAGUUUCUUAUAAAUCCAUACAUAUUUAGUACCUACAAUAUUUAUGUAUGGAUUUUUAAAAGGCAAUCCGGCGGGAAUAGGCCUGUAUGGACUCUUCGCCGCUGUUUACACGCUUAGGUACUGUUUUUUAGGUUAUCCCUGUCAAAUGUCAAUUGAUUCUGAGUAGUUAUUUACUCCCUCCUUUCCUGUAACGCUAUUUUGAAAAAAAAAUUGUGUAACUCGACAGUACGUACUUCGAAUUCGUCUCUAUCUCUGUCUAUGGUAUCGUGUUAGACAAAGAGGUAUAAAGACGACUUCGAAACUCACUCUGUCGAGUUUUAAAAAUCUUGUGACCCGUCUUAUUUAUGGUUUGUUUUUAAUUAAAAGAACAUGAAAUAGUAAUGUUAAAUACUUGUAUUUUUUAUGUAAGUAAAGUGCGACAUAAAAGAGUAGAAGUUAAUAAAAAUUUAACUAAGAAAAUCGCUCUAUGGCAACACCACAUAUACUGUCAUUAUCACAAAGGUCUGUCAUUAUAGAGCAACCGAUUGUUAUUAGUAGUUUUAACAGAUUAUUAUUAAAAUCAUAGUGAAGAUUCGGAUAGUUACCAUACGACUUACUAUAAAUAUCAUUUAUUUAGACGAGAUUUACUUUCUUUUAAAUUUAACAGCGCCCUCAUUUAUUUUCUAUUCUACUCUUUUGUAUCGCACUACACUUAUUUGUAAAAAUGACGAAGUAAACACCUACCGCUACUACCUACAGAUAGACAGACAGAAUGUAUGUAUCAAGCUACUUACUUGGCUUUUAAGGAAUAAGUGCUAGUUAUUUAAAAGAAAUUUGAAUUUAAAAUAUAGUUAGCCAAAUUUCGAGUCGAGAGAUGUCGUGUAGAAACCGAAAGGGGUGUGGAUUUUCAUCCUCCUCCUAACAAGUUAGCCCGCUUCCAUCUUAGACUGCUUCAUCACUUAGCACCAGGUGAGAUUGUAGUCAAGGGCCAACUUGUAAAGAAUAAAAAUAAAAUAAAAUAAAAAGAGUCCGCUCUGAAUACGAAACGUAUAGCUGCGCAGUGCACUAUGCAUAGGUACCGGGUUAUAAUAUCUGGAAAGUUUAACGUUUCAGAGCAGUCUAGAAGCUUGGCGCAUAGUACACCUAUUUUUUUUCAAGAUUACAGAUUUCUAUAGCUGAAUUAUGCACCAAUUAGUUUCUAAUCUUUUGUAAUCUUUUGAUUUCUUACACAACGUGCCUAUACCUACAUUUCUAUCUCCAUACUUAUUAUAUUUAGAUUUUAUUGUAGGUUGUGCUAUCAUUAUAAUAUGGCACUAAGUGCAACUAUUGCUAAAUUACCUGUACCUAUUUAUGUACUUUCUAAAGAUUUGCUCAAUUUUUCAUUUAUUUCGUGUAUUAUGAUUGGUCGGCAGACAGGCAAAGAUUUCUAUGUAGAAAUAAAUAUAUAAGUAAGUAUAAUAUAAUAAAUACCUAUCCAUAAAUUUCUAUCCCACUCAGUAGUUCUAACAAGCGACCAAAAAGGUACCUAAUCCCGUAAAGAGAAAUGGACAAAUUUCAACCAAUGGCGGUGCAACCGGAAAUACCGCUAUCUCUUACAUUGCGUUGGGACGAAAGAGAUGGGACUGGGAUUACUCCUCCGCCAUUACCUAUAAGACAUUUUGCCUAUUUCUCUUCACUUGGUCACUUGGUUAGCACUACUGAACACGAGUGUGGCUACGCAGCGCAGUGUACAAAAUCAUAUCUCCCCACUUAUAUAUUUAUCUAUAAAUAAUCUUAUCUAUAAGCAGUUCGGCACCGCAACUUCAGAACGGACAAGACGUUUGAUGCAUACUGUACCUUUUACCUAUCACUUUUGAGGGUUUUUAUAUUACUCACUUAUUCCUACGUCUACGUUCUACUGUCAGUCCGUGAGUUCAGUGAAUCAUAACCGAGGAAUAAAAUAUUUAUUCAUGACCAAGUACGUUUAUGAAUUGAAAUCAAUUUUUUAUACAUGAUCAAAACUUUGUUUAGGUAUAGGUACCUUUUACGAUAUUCAUGGUAAGUCGGACAAAAUUAUGAACGUAGCAAAAAAUCAGGAGGACUUUUCUAUAACGACGCAUUUAUCACUUAGACAGUGUGAGCUUUGAACUCUUAUACUAUAUCGCCCUCUUUUUAUAGUAUCGUGUUAGACAGAGAGGUAUAGGGAAUUCGAAGCUCGCACUUGCGAGUUGAACGAAACAUCGUUACUACAACUAUGAAAUUGAAGAUUGUUGUAUAUUUUAUAUAAAAAAAGUACAACAUAAAAGUCGAUUUAUGCAGAAUAUUUAAAGAUAAAUAUUUAUAAUGGUAUUAUAUUUGAUCAAUUAUAUUUUAUUUGUAAAUGAUAUUUAAUUGAUAUUUAAAAUCAACUGGUGACUUAGUAGAUUAAUUUUCAGUGAGCAUAUUUUUUUAUUAACGGACGCACUAAGUUGUUUUGGAAGGAACAGCGUCCAUAAUUCACUUCACAAUUUUGUAGGACUGGACGUGGUCUCGAAAUGAAUACGUACCUACUUAAGCAAAGUUCAUGUCAAGUGGGCUAUCUGGUCAUAGAAUAAUAAAAAAAACAUAGAAAUUUUUGCUGGUAAACUAUUGUCUACAAAUUAAAUUUACGGUGAUUGCCAAUGCAAUUGUCUUUUUCAUAACUUUUUCAAACUCUUAACUUAUACUAUAACUAAAUACUUACCUAUCUAGUAAAAAUAUGUUGUGAAUUUUUGCAUAUCUCUUUUUCUCACUCUCUCACUAGGGCUUAGCCGGGUAGAAAUUGUGAUUUAGAUGCCUUUAGUACGUUGGCGAAGUACCUAUUUAUAGUGUUACAUUAAACUAUUUCGAUGCCGGUUUUUGUAAAAUAGUUAUCUAUGCCACUGUCGCGUAAUAAGGUCUACUGUAGCGCGAGCGAUUGUUGUGCAAAGAGACGAACCCGAAUUGCACAACACACAGCACGAGUGUUAGAGUGGCUAAUUACGUGCAGUGGCAUGCAAUACUUUUUCUACGACCAUUGUAAAAGCUCAGAAUACAGAAAACACCAGAAGUUGUGAUCGCGCAUAGAAAUGAAGCCGUUGAAACUACUCUUUUUUGGCGUAAUUUCACGAACAAGCGAUUAGUCACUGUGUGUAUGCCGUUUUGUGUGUCGUAUCUACUAUAGGACACAAUGCGUGCUUUGUAAUGACGGCUGAACGUGGCUUCUGAUGUUUUCUGUAUUCUGAGAUUAAAAGAAUUAACAAAACUUGGUAAAUAACUUUUAAAUAAUUAUUGGCGUUAGGUAAGUAUGGCCUCGAUUUUGUAUCGGCGUAACCUCCUGGAUUAUUAAUCUCGGCGUGGCCUCCUACAUUUUGUCUCUUUUAUGAAAGCCUGAAUAUAGCCAAUGCCAUGGAACUACCUACUUUAAAAUUUAAAAAAAAAUCAUUGUAACACGGUUUACCCGUGAGGUAAUGACCAUUACCAAACGACCUGUAAUAAUGAAUAGCUUUGUGAUAUGGUUUGAGGUUUUCUAUAGAGUUGAUUAACAAAUGGGAGUAGAAAAAGAAUAUUUCAGUUCACUGUAGCAUCACAAAAUAAAAGGUUAAUAAUACAUAUAUUCUAAGUAACGUAUUCGUUGGACUAUUGGUUAUGUGUCAGUGCUUUGGAUCUCAAGGUUCUGGGUACGAAUCCUGUGGCGAUAACGUGCGUUAAUCUCUUGAAGGAUUUAAGGUGCCUACACAAAAUUCAACCAAUGGCACUGUAACCGGAAAUACUGCUAUCUCUUUCAUUGCGUUGGUACGAAAGAGAUGGGACUGGGACAACUCCGCCAUUAGACGAAAUUUUGCCUUUUUAUUCUUGUCACUGGUCGCAUCUAGCACCUCUAGGCCGGGCUAUGAAAUAGGUCCUACUGACAUUUUCUUUCUUCUAAUAAUGGUAAGAGGGGCCGUUGAAGUAUUACGUAAGCAGAUUUUUACAUUUACCCCCGCACCCCCCUUGUCAGUAAAAAUUAGCAAAGGUCUUAACCUACCUUAUUUAAAACCCUUUAAGAUGACAUACCUGUAAAGAUGUUUUUGUAACUCGACAGAGUGAUUUUCGAAUUUGCCUCUAUUUCUUUCUAUCUAUAGUAUGGUGUUAGAUAAAUACAUAUAGAGUUGACUUCGAGGCUCUCUCUAUCGAGUGCGUUCUUUAGUAGCGCUACUGCAGCAUUUCUUCACACAACUAAAAUGAAGCCUCGCUCGUAUUUUUUAUUAUAAUAAUUUAUAUUGAUGAUAUUUUGUAUUUCAAUUAAUUUGUACUUCAAACGUUAUGACCUUCAAAAUAAUUUCAAUAUUAUAUUUGAAAAUACACUUAUAUAGCUUGGCAAGUUCGUGGAUGAUACUCCCAUGAUAUGCGGACGACGGGGGGAAAGACUGCGCGGGUGUGCAAUCGUGCGUGCGGGCAAGUGGGGUGCAUCAGCCGUGGGGUUUUCAUUCAUCGCUACACGCCCCCCGGCCCGCGCGGACCAUUGGGAGUGUUACGAACGAACUUGCCAUGCUAUAGGUCCCAGCAAGUAAGUUGUGCCAAAAAUGACAGAUAACUUACCUACUUAUUUUGCUCAGUAAGGGCUCAGUGAGGGUGUCACUCUUGUCGCGCUUUUUGUGUGAAGUUUUACAAAAUGGCGACCGCCGCGACGUUAGUACCAUUUUUGGCAACCGGGUCAGAAAAGUUUGUUGCACUAUACCUACUCGUAGAACAAAGAUGAAGUUUGACCAGUAAAAGAUCCAUCAGAAAUGACAAUAUUUUCAGACGAGUUUAACGAGAAAUAUUUCUGUCCAUUUUUGUAAUAAGUAUAACGAAUCCAUUCGAAUGCAUAAAACAUUAUUGUUAUUACACGGUUACAUAUUUUUUUUAUGUUGAACAGUCGCACUUUACAUGUCGAGAAACCAAUUUUUGAGACAAUUUGCAUUUAUUAUGUACCUAAUUACCACGUACCUAUUUUGUUGUGAUAAAUACAAAUAUUAUGUUGAGCUUCAGUAUAUCACAAAUUGAAGCAAUAACAUUUACCUAUUGUAUAAUUCUAAAGAAAAAAACCAAUAAAUAUAUUGUACCUGUAAAUGUAUUUUUAAUAUAAAAUUGAAUAAU